Molecule: messenger RNA, 10278 nt
Organism: Pomacea canaliculata
Lineage: Eukaryota; Metazoa; Mollusca; Gastropoda; Architaenioglossa; Ampullariidae
Exons: 1
Coding region: 114-1376 (420 amino acids)
Biological process (GO): intracellular signal transduction; phosphatidylinositol phosphate biosynthetic process; protein ubiquitination
Cellular component (GO): phosphatidylinositol 3-kinase complex
Molecular function (GO): 1-phosphatidylinositol-3-kinase regulator activity
Source: RefSeq, a predicted model, not a curated record
UCACGCGCAUGCGUACUCACGUCUUCUGUAGAUAGCAGCAUCGCCCUGUGUGGAAUUUGUGAGUUGUUGUACAGGUUAUCGUCAGACAUAGGUGCUGUUACCAUGCUUAAUCCAUGUGUCUGUGUGUGCAAAAGAUGAUGAAGAAGAUAAGUUUCAAAGGUAUUAUAUUGUCAACGAACAGACGUUCCCGUGGAGAGUCUCCCAAGACCACUGAUGUUGGUCGCGAUAUUCGACAGAUCGAAAGUGUUGGAGGUGAGGAACGAGAAAUGCUGUGUGACUCACAUCAGGUUUUGUCACAACAGAAUCACGCAGACGAACAAACAACGAUAGAAGAUAUAAGCCAAAAGAGGAGAGACAAGAUUGGGCUUCUACGGAACUUGCGGCGUAAGUUGGCACCGUCCUUUCAUCGAAAGUCUGAGUCGAUCGAAGCUAAUCACAUAGAAGAGUGUCCGCAGCAUUCUCAAACUCUAUCAAAGACAGAGACAAGAAAAUCUAAACAGAGAAGCAAAUAUCUGUUCGGUUUGUGUGACAAAGCAGGGAAGCCAGGUUCAUUCUCACAGAGCUGCGACAGUCUGACUUCCAGUGUACAAAGCUACGUUUCUCCCAAGAUAACUGAAUGGCGUUCGAACACAGAUUCUUGUGACUAUGAUGGUCGAAAAGAAAAAUCCGGUUGCUGGACCAAAGACAUUUCGAAGUUCAGCCAAGAUGCAUGUGUGUUGCGCAGGGAGGAUCCACCACAAAGUGAUGAGUGUUGUGAUGCUCAGUCUAGCAAGAGUAGAGACAGAAGGGAGGCCAAUGCAGGCCACCCAGAUGUGUGUGACCUAGUUGAUGCAUUAGCGUUGGAAUUAGAUUCUACCCAGGAUCAGCCAAAAGUUUGGAGCCUCACACAUGAGCUUUUUCGACUGUCCAAAUUUGGUUGGUACUGGGGGCCUAUUACUCGCAAUGAAGCAGAAGAGAAGCUGGCUGAUCAACCAGAUGGCGCUUUCCUUGUGCGUGACAGUUCAGACGAACGAUAUUUGCUGAGCUUGAGCUUUAGAUCAUAUGGUCGUACACUGCACACGCGCAUUGAACACUGUAAUGGGAUGUUUAGCUUCUAUGCACAACCAGACACUGAAGGCUAUCCAUCCAUUGUGGAUUUAAUUGAACACUCAAUGAAUGACUCACAGACUGGCAUCUUUUGCUACUCUAGAUCUCGGUCCCCAGGUGCCCCUUCAUUCCCAGUCAGACUGACUAAACCAGUGUCUCGAUUCACCCAAGUGCGUUCUCUUCAAUAUCUUUGUCGCUUUGUUAUUCGACAGUAUACUCGCUACGAUCACAUUCAGCAUCUGCCACUGCCUACCACCUUGAAAGGAUGGAUUGAAGAGAAUCAGUACUGAAAAGACAAGACACAGUAUAAUAAUAGCUGUAAUAGAAAUGUGGUGUUCUCCACUGUUCUUAAAAGUAGCAUCUAUUACAGACUGGCACAAGAGUCAUGCACAAUUACCUAUGAUACCUAUGAGCUACAUGUAACAAAUUUAUGGCAUUCAGUUAUGUCUAGUAUAUGACAAAACUUGUAGACUACCAACAUGCUGAUUCCUGCAUAAAGUUGUUCACUGGACUUGCUUACAUGAAAAGACAUUAUAAUGUUUUUAAACUGGUCAGUUUUCAGAGCGUAAAAAUUAACCACUCUUUCUACCCUGGCCUCCACCACCACCACCAAGCCUAAUAUAAAGUGUUUUCUAUUACAGAAGCUUUUUCCAACAUGAUAAUAGUUUUAAACGUAUUUUCUUUUGCCAUAAAUACUAGCUAAUUACUAAUAGUGAUCCUCAUAUUUUAAACAAAUUUGAAAAUGUGACGGUGCUUACAGAGAGAUGCCAUAGGUAUUUUUUAGAUGUGUCCAGUUUCAUAUUCUAUUCUUUGAAAUACUGACAGCUGUAGCUUAGAGAUUAGCAAUUAUACCACCAGAGUAAGGUGAAGUGAUUGCCAUAGUUGUACACUUUCAGUGCCUGUCCUAUGUCCACAAACAAUAUUGUCUUUCUUCUUUUUGUCAUUGAUUUGACUGAUGUUUUUUGCAUGUCCCUUCAGUUCAAGGAGUGUUCUCUGCUAAAAACAGCAGCUUAAAAAGUCAGCAAUGCUGAUAGCUAUAUUAAGAACAGCAGUUGUUAUGCAAGUCAUGCAGUUUUCUACUUUAAUAUUGCUGCAAGCUUGUUAAAUGAAACAGUUGCUGUCAACUCGUGCAGUUUUCUAUUUGGAUGCUGCUACAUGCUUGUAGAAUGGAGAGGAGGUUGUGUAACAACUUAAAUAUGAUUUUAUUCACCGUAUUCAGGUAGUUUGUCUGCCAAACAUGUGUAAAAGGUUUGAAGUGUGUGUUUAUUUUAUGCAGUAUGCAUUGUUUUUUUGUAUAGAAAAUGAGUGCAACCUAGGUUGGUUUUAAGUACCAUGUACCUGUAAUGAAUUCACUUUUGUUGAGAAGUACUUCUUAUCAGAGCAUGAAAUGUUAGUUGAACAUGGAGAAACAUGACAAAAGAAUGCAGCCAUGUGUAAUUUUAAACAUGGAGAUGUAAUUUGGAUAUCAGUUAAGGUUGGUAAAAACAGAAAAACAGUUUUGCUCUGGAUAUGAAGCUGAACUAUAGAGGAAUAGGUCUGGAAUUACAUGCAUUUUUGUUUUGUUUUGUUUUUGUUUUAGACAGCUAUUUUGAUUUUACCAUGUUUGUUACUUGGUUAGAUUGCAUAGAUGUUGUAAACUAAGGCAGUUGCAAUUUGAUCUAGAGCUAAGUUCACAGUGGAGGUAAUAUUAGCAAUUUUUAAGCCAGGUAAAACAUCUAGCCAUAUAUUUUAGUAGUGGUAAAUUAAGAUCAGUCCCAAAAUUAAUGCCAAAGUUUAAAUCUUUUCAUGGUUGAACAUUCACAUAACUAGGAUACGUAGUUAUCUCCAUUUUGCUUUAUCCCCGCAGGAUAGAAAACAAUGUAGCAAUAGUUUUUAUCUCUAAGUGAUCCUAUUAUCUUUGGUGUGUAAUUACAUCCCUAAAACAAAGUUAUUUUGUCUCUUUGAAUUGCAUUCAAGGUCUUGAAUUUCACUUUUGCUGUUGUUACAGAUGUGGCCAGUGUCUAUGUUUCCCAAUUACUAGCUGACUCUUUUAACCCAAGCGUUAUGGGUAUUGAAGAAAUGGUAUUUCUCAAAUACUCAUGAAGUUAUCCUUGCAAAGGUCAUAGUGUCUUUCAAGCACUGUAGCUACAGCAAAGUGCACCUUUCUAUACAAACUGAAGAAGUCUUCUGUUCAAAAGUUAAGCAUGCAAGUGAUGUCAUAUUUUAUAUUUUUAUUUUUGUGUCAUUUUUUAAUUUUUUUUAUGGGAAUGGGAUAGCUGGUAUGGCAGGUGGUGGACCAGGAGGAGAGUGAAAACUUCAGAGAGUUUAAGACAGAGCUGUCUCCAUAGGCCUAUGUGUUCAGGGUGCUUUUAGGAUGCAAGUUUCUUGUAUAUAGUGGACAUUUUGUAUAAUAUUAAUGAUUCUGAAUUGCUUAUAUGCCUGAAGCCAAGAAUUUUUUUUUUACUUAACAAUUAUGUGAACAUUACUGAAAGCAUGAUUUAACAUAUUAUUUUCAUUAUGGUUGAACAUAUAUGCAAUAUUUAGGGACAGUGUGAAGAAACAAUGCAAGGUGUGUAUGGUUUGACAAGCUGAUGCAUGUAGCUGUUAAAUGAGUUUGGGUGUGAAUGUUGGUAAUUUGCUUAAAAUAUGCAUAUUUGUAUAUUUCUUAGUGAAUGUGAGUGCACGGGCAUGGAGUACACUUUAGCACAAUUGACUGGUUAAGUGGGUCUGAAUUUUGUCAAUGCAAAGGUGGUUUUUUUUUUAUCAGAUUAAUUGGAUUCUUUUUGAAUUUCUGGCUACAGUUUCCAAUCUGUUGGAAAUUUAUUUUCAGAAAAAUCAUCUUCGCUUUUUAAAUAUAUAAUUUUUUUUUAAACUAACAGAUGUGAAGAACAGAACUCCGAAGACAGUUUACAAUUGUUUGUGAUGUCAUGACUUUAAAUGAAGUCUGUCAAUAGCAGGGAAGACCAAGGCAAGAGAUUACAUUUAUAUUUAAAAGGCUUUCUUCUCUUUUUUAAUAUUUUGUAGACAGCAAAUAAAGAAACUUUGCAUAGGAUGUCAAGUCCUUAUGAUGUAACAGGUUAUGCACCAGUAAAAUUUUAAAAGUGGCCUUUUGUCAUAAAAAAUUUAGAUGUGUCAUAUAGGGCAUUCUCUAGGGUUUUUUUGUGUAUUUUCAUAUGUUUAUACUUUUGUACAUCUGGAAGUGUUUUAUUAUCAUCUGAGAGCCACACAAGCAGAAAAAGUGUUAUAAUUGCAUAUGAGUGGCCACAUGUUCCCAUAUGAAUGGGAACUAUAUUAGAAAUGAGAAAUGUGAUGAAUUUACUUUCUACUUUCACACCUGAGUCAGUGCCUGCAUUGUAUUAGUAGGAUUGUUGUCAAAUUUUGUAUUUCACAGAAAUUGAAAUGGAAAUAUUUUAAGUUCAAACAAGGUUUGGGAGAAGAGACAUUUUAAGGUGGCUUAUCAGAUGAACAAGGAAAUGCUGAGGAUGAGGGUUGUGGAUACUACAGUUAACAAGCAUUUUGCUUUUUUGAACCCAGGAGAGUUAGGCUUUGAUUCCAGCAGAAGGUUGGCUUUUAUUGCUUAGUGCUCUUAGCUGAUGCCUGCCUGAAAGUCUAGUGGGUGGAGAAAAGUCCGUCCUUUUGCAUUAGCUAUUAAUAUUUAGUUAAGGCCAGUUUAAGCCUCACCAUUGCCCAACCUCAAAUGUAUUCAGUGGUCAGUUUGCUUGUAAACAUUUUAGCCUGUUGAACUGUAGCAAAGUACUUCUGUUUUAAAACCUACUCUUAGUAUAUUUCAAAUUUGAAAUCAAGAAUAAUUUGAUAAAAUAAUAUAGAUGUUCCAUAGCAAUUUUUUCCUCAUUUUUUGGAAAACUGUUAAUGGUUAUUGUCUUAAAUAUUGUUUAAUCAAAACUAUGCAUUAGCAUAUUUUUUAAAGCAUGUCAGUUAGAUAAUUUAGAGCAAACUUUAAAACUUGGCUGGAAAUCUAGCUAAGGUUUUAAUAAUUUGCAAUAACAGAAACAAUAAUGUACAAUAAUAUUGCACAUCUACUUAACACCUAAAGCUGAAGAUUUGCAACAAGCAUUGCAUCAGAGGCCUGGUGUUAAAGGGAGUAAUUUUUCCCACAGGUAGAAACAGUGCCCAGCAAAGAUGACCCUCUUUCUUCCCUUCAGUUUAUAUUUACUUUAUGAUAAUACAUGUUUCAGACAUGAGCCCUCUUACCUGUUCACAUAGCAGAUUGUGUGAAGAAAAAGGAUUUAAUAUUUCAAGUCCUUUCCACUGUCAUUAUGCAAACUAUGUAAAAUGAGAGUUUAGUGUUUCAGUUCUUCGUUCUCUUUCUCAAAUUUUUCAUGGCAAGGGUUCCGUCCGAAUCAGCACCUAUCCCUUUUGACCUGAUUUCUUUGUGAAUGUUCAUCUGCAUCAUGACAUGAGUGAAGCCCUGCAUCAGCAGGAGCUUCUGGAGGGCAGUUGCUGAAGAGUUGUGGGUACACAUGCUGCAGAUGUCAUCUUUCUGAAAUGCAAAGAUAGUGUUUAAUUUGUCUUCUACACGAAUAUGUUCAUCAUCUAAAGGCAGCUUAGGGCAUUUGUCAUAUCUAAUUCCUUUCGCAUGGCUGUUAAAUAUGCAAUAUGUAAUAGAAUUUUUAUGGUCUUCUUCCUCUUGAAACGCCUUUUCAUCUUGUUAAGUGAUUCAUCUGUAACUUUGAUCUUGUGUCCGGCUUGACUUGUGUACUAUGUGAAGUAUUUUGAUACAUCAGAAAUUCUUGGUCUUGUGUUUGACUUGACCCGUGUACCAUGAGUUAUUGUGGUACACUAGAGGCCUUUUGUGGUCUUGUGUUAAACUCGUGUACUUUACCGGGAGUUACUAUACAUCAGAAAUUUGUUGUCUUGUGUCAAAUUUAUGUACCACAUGAGCGGUUAUUAUACUUCAGACACCUGUUGUUGUGUUUCUAACUUUGGUUCAUGUCCCGUGGUUAAAGCUCUGUCCUGGUCUUAGUGUUUCAAACUUGACUGAUGUAUAACAUGAGUUAUUCUGGUGUGUCACAAACCUGUGUGUCAAGCUCAACUGUUGUGUACUGCAUGAAUGAUUUUAAUGUGUAAGAAACCCCUGGUCUUGUGUCAAGCAAAUAUAAAUGAUGUAAGGAUUUUGAUACAUCUAAAAUCUUUAGGCUUAUGUCAGGGUCAGAACUUGUAUUCCAUAUGAGAAAAUAUGUGGUGCAUGCUCUUCUACUUUGGCUUGUGGAUUUGUUAUUUAAAGAAAAGAUUUGUACAGAUCUUUCCUCUUGUGACUUGGUUCUUUGUUUUGUUUUUUGCUGGAAGUUGCUGGGUAUGUCAUCUUCAGGCACAAGAACAAAGCACGUGUGCCUCACUCUUUGUUAGUUGUACAAGGACUUAACUCUGUUAGCUGGUUAUGUGGAGAAUAAGGGACAAAUCCCCAAGAGAGCAACAGACCAGCACAAUGUUUACUCUAUUGCCCAACAGAAGUACAAAGGUUAAAUUUUCUGGCUAGCAAAAGGUGUUGUGCUUGGCAUACAGACAAUAUGUGGGUUUUAUUGUUUAUUUUUGCUUUAAAGACAAUAUCAGCUGCUUUACCUUUUUCUAUAAAGUCUUGUGAAGAAUGUAUAAAAUAUGCCCUUGGAGGAGAGUGAUUCCCAUGCUAUAACUAUAUUUGAAUUUUGAUAGGGUAAGGAGCAUAGUACAAUGCAGUCCAGAUGAUGAUACUCUGACAUUCGUUGAAAGUUUUAAGAUUUUUAGAAAUCCAUUAAAACUCUUUUAAACUUGCAUUCUGAAACAGUUGACAAGUCUUAUCAUAAAUGUUACUAAUGUAUCUGAGUAGUUCAGUCUUGGUGUUUUUAGCCAGUCAAAAUGAUCCUGCAUAUGUCCCCAUGUUGCAAGAUGUUAGAGGUCUGAAGACAUAUCUAAUUGCCUGUUGCCUUUCAGUUUUGAUGCCAAGAUUUGUGAGAUGCCUUUGAGAGAGUUUCAAUCCCGUUUAUUGCUUAGGUGCCUAAAGUGUAUGCAGUUUUUGUGGGUAUUUUAGUGCUUUGGUGGCUUGCUUCUGCAUUUAGGUCCAUCAUGCUCUGCUUAAAAAUUGUAAGGAUAUCUUCAAAUUAAAUAAUGCAAAAAUAAUUUUAGAUAGUAUAGAUAAUAGAGGUAUUAUUGGGACAAGAUGUUGGGGACACAGAUGUUCCUUUUAAGGGGAAGGGGAAAUGACUGUCGACAUCAUUGGAUUAUUAGUGUACUUGAUGAAACCUAACAACUCUCAUAGUUUCUUCUCAUCCCAACUGUUGUUAGCAAGGGGAUCCCAAUGUCUCUACUCCAGACAGAUGGGCAGCUUACAGUUCUUUGCUUUGCCUUAUCUCUUAAUAACAGCCAAUUAGACAUUUAAUUUAAAAAAAUCUGAGUAACAGUUUUAUAAGAAUCUUACAGCCUUCAGACACUAGUGGCAAUUUACACAAACACAAUGCCUUUAAUCUUUUAUAAGGUGGACUGAAAAACUUUCACCAUGGUGCCAUCAGGAUAUUACAAAAGAAUAAACACAUCUGGAGAGUGGGAGAAAAAAGUUUUUGUCAUCAAUACAAAAGGAGGUGCCCAGAAAUUAAGCAUUUUUUCAACAUAGAUUAUUUGUAUGUCUCACUGGUUCAGUUCAGUGAGGUGAUGCAGUGGCAUGUAAAUUUGCAAUUAGUUGGGUAACAAAAGGGAGUAUCUUGUACAAAGUCAAUUAACAACAUCUUUUCAGCCUAAAACAUUAAAAACAUCUUUUCAGCCUAAGAAGUAGAAAGAAAAUUUUGACAGGAAAAUAGAUUAGUGAUACCCAAGAGAGGGAGAGACUGGCACACGAUGUUGUCUUUUAAGCAUCAUAAUAUACUUCUAAUAAAGUGGGUUGUGAGCAUGAAAUACAGUAUUAACUGGUUGCCCCAUAUUCUAAACCCCGACAUUUACAUGUAAUUGGAUUAAGAUUUGACACCUUUUGCAAAGUAUUACUGUUACAAUCAUAACAUUUUUAUUUUCAGACAUUUUUCCCUGUAAAGUGAAGAUGAAAACAGUGUUAGCUGUAGGUGUAUUCUCCCCCCCCCCCACUUUUUUUUUUAACUCUCCUGACAUUUUUGGUACCUGAGUUACAAAUGGCUAGCAGUAACAUGGUGAAUGACAGUGAUGAGACAAACAGUACCAGUCACGCAAGUGUAUUUGGACAGUAAAGACACUUGAUCAACAACAGGCUUCUUAACUCUGUAACAAUAAAUAGCUUAACUUUAGUUUGGAUAUUCACAGAUGAAAAUCACAUCUUAUUUUGGGCAUCCUUGAGAGCACCUCUGAAGCUGUAUUUAGCAAGAUAUGAAUGUCUAGUUGUUUUUUCUUGUAAUUUAUUUUGUUCUAUGAAAUGUAUGUGGAGUAUUGCUAAAGUCUCCAUUUAAAUCAUGGCUCUUUAAAAAUGUUUUUAAUCUGAUUGCAGGGCCAACAAAAGUUUCCAAGUUAAAUAACGUGUGUAUGUGAACAGGAACUGGUGAAGGAGAGGAGCUGUGUGCUAAACGCCCGUGCUUAUAUUCAGAAGCUCUUGAGUUUCAAAUAGUUGGGGGCUGUUUCUGGCUGUAUGGUGUUAGUUUAUAUGGGAUAGGUCUCAUGCCAGUUACAAUUGUCUCAACAUGAUAGUUUUGUGAAUUCAUUUUUCCUUGUCCUGCGUCUUUCCAUCAGCUCUGUGUUGUGUUCCCUCUUUUCUCUCACUCCAGCACAUGUGAGAGGAUCAUAUAUGAUGACAAGCUUUUCACAUAUGAGCUUGUAGUUCAUUUUUCAAUUUUGUUUGAGAUUUCAACAGGAGUGCUGUGCAAUUUUUUUCUUAAGGGUUCUGUAAUUUAAUUUUAAGAAAUUUGUUUUGAAUAUCAGAGAUCAAUCUAUGCUAUAUUUUUGGCAAAAAUUGCAUUCUUAUAAUAACUAAAUUGACAGUUCCCAUCAACUCUUAAAGUUUAUUUUCUUAUAGCUGAAACACUUCAUUUUUGUCCUUUGUCCAAAUUGAAAAUCUGAAAGCUGCCAAAAUGUUUCUACAUGCAGACAAAUUAAAAUUAUAAAAUACAUUAAAUUUGUAUUGUAUUCAUUGGAUAAAAGCAAAAUAGAAGAUGUUAACCUUGUAAUCUUUUUGAGCAUAAGAACAUCUCUUCCAUCCAUUCAAUUGAAAGUCUUUUGCUCUCAUUUACUGGGACUCCACUGUGAUGCAUCAGCCUCGCUUUUUCUUUUUUUCUUUUUUUUUUUUGAAAGGGUUAUGGUGUCAUGUUUGCCAGUGGCCCUAUAAAAUGGGCUGAGAGGAUUAUUGUUUUGAUACAAUAUAUGUUGUGAAUGAAGCUGAAUACUUGGAAGAAGAAAUAUGUAGAGCUAUAAAUUGUUCUUUACUGAGCAGAUCUAGAAUUACAACUGCAUCUUUGGUCACUAGGAAGUCCAAUGAUUCUUGAGUUAAAAUGAAAUGGCUUACAGUUUUUUUUCCAUGUCUGGAAUUUUACUUUGGUAAUUUAAGGUGCCUGAUUAAUAAACACAGGUAGCUGCUAACUUGUGGUUCUAAUGACAAAGAUCACAUUUCAUGAAGGUUUGUGAGCAAUAUAGGGUAUGAUGGCUUUCCUAUCUUAAAUAAAAUAAAACAAUUUAGCAAGCAAACAUAAUUUUGAAAGCAUAAACAAAGUGUCAGUUGAAAGAGUGCAUAAGACAUAAACAUGUGCUCACAUAUUUUACAGAUCAUUACAAAUUCAUGGAGACUAAAGUAUAAAUGUUUUAUUAUUUGUGACCUAUCAAGGCCCUUUUUAAAAAAAAAUCAAAUUAGGGAAUAAUGAGUAUUUUCUUAUUUUUACAAAGCUUUUAUUGCACCCAAAUUUUCAAAAACUAUAUUAAGAUCUGUCCCACAUUCCUGGAAGUUUUGUGAUCUUGGCCAUCUGGUUUUAUCUCUGCCAUUUCAGCAUGAUUGAUUUUCUUGCAAACAGUGAUGCCUUAAUGUUUUGCAAACUGUUGUACAUUUUCUAAAAGAAGUGACAAUUGGUGUCAUCACAUCUAGAGGCAGUUUAUUCUGACAUUUUCAUAAAUUUGCAGAGGGCAGGGGACACGAUGAUUAGUCCUGCCCCUUUCUAUUAUUGACAUACUUAAGCAGCUGCACUGUAGUCUUGCAAUAAUUAGUAUGCUUUUGAGUACUGAUUAUGUCAGUCAGUUUAAACCUUUCCCAAAUAAACCAGAACUACCAUGUGAACUUGAAAA